AUGUUGCAGAUAACUUAAAAGCUAAUCAAAAAUUAUUUAGACUUAAUGACUGCAUCUCCGAAAAUUCAAUUGUGGGACUCAUUUUUUAAAGGUGCACUGCUAUUUUAAUUUAUUUUGAGAACGCAUUUCAUUUUUCCGAAAGAUGGUUGGAAUGUUUGGAAAUAUUCAGAUUUUAAAUUAAAUGUUCCAUAUAUCCUCUUGUCAUAUUUAUACUUUGAAAUUUCAGACGCUAUUAAAAUCAUUUUGAUAUUGGUCAACAUUACCCUAUUCAUCUUGAGCUUUUUCAGAGUGUAAGUAGUAUUUUAUUACAAUAACUUAUUAUGGAAGAUAUUUUACAUCCCUCAAGUAGCCAUGUUGGCUUAUCUAUCUGGAAGUAUAGAACUUUCUAUAAUUGGUGUGAUUAUCCUUUUCUCAAUUCUAACUUUUAAUUUAUAUUUUAAUAGAUCCACUAAAUUUAUACACAGUAAUCCUUUUAUUAGGAAAUUUACAUAACUUACAAUAAUUAAUGUUAUUUUGGAUACAAUAUGUUUAAUUGAUUUCGAAUUUCAUUUGUUCUAAUAGAUAAUGCUUCUUUUCCAAGGAGUUUCCUUGUGUUUGGAUGUCAUUAUUUUCAAACCUUAUCGACUGCAAUACAACAAAUUAGCCUUCUAAUAUAAUUUUCUAUAUAGUGCAAUAGUAAUAGUAAACUCAAUUUCUCUGAUAACUAAAUCUGAGGAAAAUAUGUUCUAUUUUACAGUCCUUUUUGGAACUCUGGCAUAUGUUCUAUCUUAUUAAUUGUAUGAUAGGAAAGCAGAUGUUGAUUCUCGGAAUUAAUUUCAAAUUUUAAUUCAAUGCUAAUAAUUCUAUGAUUAAGAAGAUAUUCUACAUUACAUUAAAGUGAUGCAACACAAAAAUAGUUGUAAAAUGCUGCACAAGAACUACAACAAGGUUGACAUAGUAAUUUGUUAAUUAGAAAAUAAAAUAAUUCAAAGUAAAAGACUAAAAUUAGAUUACGAAAUCUUGGAAUUGGCACUGAUUCAUUUUUUGUGCAUUCAUAAAGCUCCACUAACUGCUCUGUGUAGAUUAAAACAAUACUACAACAUUCAUUAAGACCAUUCUAUGUUCUUUAAAAUCAUAUUUCCGAGUUUGCAUAAUUAGUUAUGGACAUCAGUAAGAAAAGUAUAAGAGAAUAUCAAUCAAAUAAUGAAAGCUGGUUCAUAUUAAGAUGAAAGAAUAUUGUCAACGAGAGACAUAUAUGAAGCUGUUUAAGUAAGAGAUAAUUCCAUACCUAUGAUAAUUAGUGUAAUAGAUUAUAAAUUGAAUUAUUGGAGAUAAUUAAUUUCUUUGAUAAACAAUUUUAAGAGACUUUUUCAAGUAACCUCAACUCUAAGUUAAAAAAUCAUCUAGUGUUAAAGAUAGCUUGAAAAAAAUUAUAAAUGUGAAAACAUAGAAGAUAUUGAGCAGCCUAGAACUGUGAUCGAAGUAAUUAUUUUAUUAAUUUAUUAUGCAAUAAUAGUCAAUGAUUAUUAAUAAGCAAUAAAAAUGCAAAAGGUGAUGAAUGAUAUUUUAAGAACGGAAAACUUGGCAGAAGGAAAAUUAUUGAAUGGAAAUAUCAUGGAAAAUAAGAUUUGCUUAUUAUAUUCUAGUAUAGUGAAAUCAUAAGGCCAAAUCGUUAGAAUCAAUACUUAAUAGAUUUCUUAAUUUUGGGGUUAUGAAAAUGAAAUGGAUUUUAGAGAUAUCAAACACAUAAAUUAAUUAAUGCCUGACUUUUUGGCUUCAGUGCAUGAUUAAUACUUAGAGAGAUUUAAAAAGUUAGGCCAUAGCAUAUUAUUUGGAAAGAGUCGAACUGUUUUUCUUAAAGGAAAAAAUAAUUUCUUUAUUCCAGCUGAUAUUACAAUAGACAAUUUCUUUAUAAGUUAUGACGAUUAUAUAAUCACAGCUGCUUUUUCAAAAACCAAAGAGAAAUGCUUAUUUUUGUACUUUGAUUCUAGAGGGAAAAUUUUAGGAGCUAAUUAAUUGAUGUUUAAGUUAUUGAGUUCACUUGAUAAGAGUAUCACUUAAGACCAAUUAUCAUAGGGUUACAUAUUUCAACUUAUUCCCAAAAUAUUUGUUUUGAUUAAUGCUUACAAAACCCAAGAUUCAGAUGUAAAUCUGGAAAGUAAGAUUGUUUUAAAAAUUGGAAAUCCAAUAAAAGGGCAAUUUUAAAAGUUAAUGAAAAGUUCAAAAGGAAAAAGUAAACAUUAAAUGUAUUAUGCAGGCAUAUGGACCACCAUUGAUACUCACGACUAUGGUUAAGCCGGAAAGGAACCACAAUAUAAUAUAGAUUUCAAUCAAUUAGAACAAAUAAAACCUGAUUGUGAACUCUUUGAUGAAGGGUACUAAGAAAGAAUGCUGUAAUACGUAGAUGAUUCUAUUUAAACUACCAAUUAUAAAAUAAAUUGCUAAUUAGAAUACUUAGUUCUUGGAUAUUAUAAAUCAAUACCAUUAUUUACUUUGGAGAUAAAUGACAUAGUUACAUAAACAAAAGAAGAAAAUGAGGAAGAGAUUGUAUCAGAAGAUAUGAUUCAGGAUAUAGAAUUAUCCGAUUUAAAUAAAUCAAGCCAUCAAGUCUUGAGUUCCAUUCAAAAUGAAAGCUUUUAAAAGGUGAAAAUUGAGGAGAAUGAUAAAUUGUAAUAAUAUCCAGAGGUAUCUCUGAUUAGAGGAAAAUACGAUUAAUCAUUUUUUGAUUAGUUACAGGAUUCCUCUAGAUAAAUCUUAGCUCCUUUUUCAUAAAGAGCUACUUUUAAUCUUAUUAAGCAUAAAAGUGUCAAUGACGAUUCAAAGUAUUUAGAGGAUGAUUUUAAAAUCCUUAAACAAUAGUAGGAGCUUAGUUAUGAAUAACAUAAUAAUGCAGAUCAAUUUUAGUAUUCUAAACAUAAAACAGUACUAGAUUAGUUACAGGAAAAGUAAUCUUCAGCAGGGAAAAACUGUCAACUUAAUAAUAUACAAGAUAUUCAAGCAGUUAAUUCAGCUGGAUCAAUUGCUAGGAGAACUAAAAACCAUCAUCAUGAGUUAUUGAAACAAAAGUCUCGUUCAAAAGUGAAACCUAUUCAACUAAGCUUAAUUUUAUUUAUCGAUUUAUUGAUAGUGUUAAGCAUAAUCAUGUUUAAUAUUUUCACAAUCCUAACACUCAAUACAAAAAAAUAAAAUAGUAAUAAUUUAUUAGUUGAAUUGCAGGCUCCCUUUAUCUAUAAUAGUUAUUAUUGUGAAUUGACUUCUCAUGAUAUUAUUUUUAAAUUGUCAUAAAUUUAAGGAAUUGAAUUCAGCCAAGAUUUACUAGAUACUAUAAAAAGUAGAUUUAUUAAAAUCGAAUACUUAUAAAAUAUGUCCAAAUUUUAUUAGGUAUUUUCAGAAAUUGAAGAAGAAGGUAAUAUUUUGAAUUAAAACAUUUCUUUACAUUAUAUUCAUGCACCAGACAAUACAAACAUGACUUUUACAUUCUUUUACAAUCAAAUAAAAAUAUAUUUCUCCCUAAUAAUCCAAUUUUAUUAAGAAUACAAUGUUAACAAUUUUGAUGAUUAUUUCUUUUAGCAAUCCUUAUUUGAGACCUUAAAUUUAAAUGACAGUUCAUAAUUAUUUAGACUAUUGCUUAAAUAAUUAAUUGACAAAUUUUAUGAUCAUAUCGAUAACAACGAUGAAUUAAUUCUUAAUUUAUUCAUCAUUCAAACAAUCCUGUAAUUUUCACUGAUUUUAAUACAAUUCCUUGUCUUACUAGACCUUCUUAAGAUUUAUAGAAAGAUAAUUCAUUUAAAUUGUAGAUUAUAUGAAAAAGAUGUAUUAAUUGCCAUCUAGAGAUUAUAAGCUGUUCGAGACAUAUUAUUUGAUAAAUAUUCUCUGAAUUGGAAAAAGGCUGACUAUAUCCAUAUUGUUUAUUAGCCUUAAACUGAAUAAUAAACUAAGAAUGGAAAAUAAAAUAAGACUACUUUAUUGUCUUCUCGAUUACAGCAACAAAACUUUAAUAUCUUUACAUCAUCAGCAUUUCUACUCGUUCUUUUGCUAAUUAUAUUACUAGUUAAUAUAGGAGGAUUUUUAUUGAAUUCCCAAAAACAAAAAUAACUCAAGCCAUCUUUUCUGUUAACAGCCGAAUUCCAUCAUUUUACAUUACAAGUUGAUUCCAUUUUGAGUAAUGCCAUGCGAAUAAAAAGCCAAAACAUAAUUUUAAGCAAUAAUACUUUGACAAAUAAGCUUAAUCCAAGAAAUCUAAAAUAAGCUAUCAAUUAUUUUCAAGAUGAAAAAUAUUAGAAUCUAAGUGAUUUUAAGGAUUUAGUUGAUUCUUUUCAAUAGAGUUAAAUUCAAAUCAUACAAAUUCUCAUUGAAGAUCCCAAUAUUGACCCUUCAAAGGCUGGGAUUCUGAAUGAAAUAUUUUUCCAAGACUUAUGCCCUUCUAUCUGCCCGAAUUCAUCAAACAUUAAGGAUAAUUGCACAUAUCUCUACAACAAAGGUAUUAUUGGGAUAUACACUAAGAUGUCUAAUUUCCUUACAACUUCAUACAAUUAUGAAUUGGAAAUGGAAAGGAUAGAUCCUGAUUCUUAGGCAUCAUUGGAAGUUUUGAAUUCUGUCGAUUUUAAUUAAAUCUUUGGCAGGUAUUUCACUAACACCAAAAUGGCAUUUGAAAAAUUUGGAAAUGAAAUAUUGAAUCUUACAAUGGGAAUAAUAGAAGACAAUUUUGAAGUGAUUCUAAUAUAUUAUUCGAUCACUGGAUGUUGUACCUUAAUUAUUGUAGGAUUAGCCCUGAUAUAUUUUGCAAAAAUGUAGUAGUAACAAAUCAACCUGUUAAGGUUAUCCUUAACAGUAAUUCCUUUAGAAUUGAUUGAUUAAUAAGCAAUUAAUAUUCUUCGCUAAUUAUGA
Paramecium tetraurelia is the source of this 4866-nucleotide messenger RNA. RefSeq lists its product as uncharacterized. The transcript has a single exon. The record is from RefSeq and is a predicted model, not a curated record. NCBI's taxonomy places the organism in Eukaryota, Ciliophora, Oligohymenophorea, Peniculida, Parameciidae.